CUUACAACAGCAAGUACGCUUAGCUAACAAUGUCCCAACUAUGUCGUCUUAUGUCCAAAUGCUUUGCGACUAAAAUGUUGGCUCUAGCUUAUUGUGAGCUCAGCAAACGGUAACUUGGACAGUAAUACGUGGAUUUAUGUGCUGAUUCCCCCUGACCGAGCAAAGACCAGUUCCCUUUUCUACACCAGGAGUGUUAAGAUGCCAGGAUCAGCCCCAAGCAGUUGCUUAGGACCAUGGCCCAAAGACGUAGGUAUCGUUGCCAUGGAGCUGUACUUCCCGUCCCAGUAUGUGGACCAGGCCGAGCUGGAGCAGUUAGACGGUGUAUCGGCCGGGAAAUACACCGUGGGCCUCGGGCAAGCGCGCAUGGGCUUCUGCUCCGAUCGGGAGGACAUCAACUCUUUGUGCCUGACGGUGGUCCAGCGGUUGAUGGAGCGGAAUGGUCUGUCCUAUGACAGCGUGGGUCGACUCGAGGUCGGCACAGAGACCAUCAUUGACAAGUCCAAGUCUGUCAAAACCGUCCUCAUGCAGCUGUUUGAGGAUUCUGGCAAUACAGAUGUGGAGGGCAUUGACACCACAAACGCCUGCUACGGGGGUACGGCGGCGCUCUUCAAUGCUGUCAACUGGGUCGAGUCCAGCUCAUGGGACGGGCGCUAUGCUGUGGUUGUUGCGGGGGACAUUGCUGUGUAUGCCACGGGAGGGGCCCGGCCGACGGGGGGUGCUGGUGCAGUGGCCAUGCUGAUCGGCCCUAAUGCUCCUCUGGCGUUUGAACGGGGUCUGCGUGGAACCCACAUGCAGCAUGCCUAUGACUUCUACAAGCCUGACCUGAUGUCCGAGUAUCCUGUGGUCGAUGGAAAGCUGUCAAUAGAGUGCUACCUGAGUGCUUUGGACCGCUGUUACACUGUGUAUCGCAACAAGAUCCACGCACAGUGGCAGAGAGAGGGUUCAGAGAAGCGCUUCAGCCUGGACGACUUUGGCCAUCUAGUCUUCCACUCUCCGUACUGCAAGCUGGUCCAGAAGUCGUUUGCUAGACUGAUGCUGAAUGACUUUCUAACCCACCCCAGCCCCAACACUGAGACGGGACCCUUCGCAGGCCUCGAUGCCUUCAGAGAUGUACGACCAGAAGAGACCUACUUUGACCGGGAUGUGGAGAAGGCCUUUAUGAAGGCCAGUGCAGAUCUGUUUGAGAGGAAGACCAAGCCCUCCCUGCUGAUCUCUAACCAGAACGGAAACAUGUACACGCCCUCCGUCUACGGCUGCCUGGCAUCGCUCUUUGCAGAACACACGUCUUCAGAGCUGGCAGGACAGCGGAUCGGCGUCUUCUCCUACGGUUCUGGAUUUGCUGCUACUCUGUAUUCUCUCAGAGUCACACAGGACCACACACCUGGAUCUGUUCUGGAGAAACUUGUGUCCAGCCUGAGCGACCUGAAGGUCAGACUGGACUCGAGGCAGAAGGUCUCGCCUGCCGUCUUCUCGGAGAACAUGAAGCUAAGAGAAGACACGCACCACCUCGCCAGCUACGUACCUCGAUGCCCAGUGGAGGACCUUUUCCCAGGGACCUGGUACCUGACAAGAAUAGAUGACAAGCACCGCAGGGAAUAUGGCAGGAGACCUUUGAACCAGGACCUGUCUUCAGAGCCAGAAGUGGUUCGCUCCAGCACUGCCACCGAGCAUGGCCCCAGUCCAGCCAAGAAGAUUCCUCGCAUCCCUGCAGCAGCCGGCGGCCCGCAGGCUGCUGUCGGCAACUGAGCCCUCUGCUUACCUCUGAGAGGUAUCAAGGGAACUCUAACAAGUAGACCGCAGGGGAAGAGGGUGUCCCCUCGGAAGACACUAGAAAAACUAAAUUAGGUUGGAGCAGUGCGGACAGCUUCCAUCACCCUCGUCUGACAGUAAGCUCCAGAAUUGACCACAGUCUGUUUUGAUCACAGUAAUCAUGUUUUAGCAGUCUUUUAUUUCAACGUUAACAUUUGUACAUAUUUUCCUUAUGCAUUUGUGCAAAAUGGACGGUUUAUAUUUGGAAGAAGCACACGCAGAUGUUGGAUUAAACAAGCAGGCUUCCUACUGGCAGCUGGCAGCCAGUGAGAGGAAGAGAAAAUGGACAUAAUGAAUGUGGUUGCAGGCUUCCUGCUGACUAAACCGUCAAAGGGAAGUGUGCCUCAACUGUGCUAAUGUAUCGAAAAAAUGCUGACAUGUCACCUCGUACCCCACUGUGCUAUUCAUGUUCAAUACCUUUGUUUACUAGUUCUCUGCACGUCCAUCGUGUGACCACACAUCAGGACUCGCCCAGAGAGCUUCACAGGGUGGUGUCUCUCUUCCACCAUUGGUGCUGUAGCUGAUGUCGCGUAGGAAGCAUUAAGACCGUAACCCUGUUGAAGUGUGAGGCGUGUCCCAUGUUGCACCAAGUGCUUUCAUUUAUUUCCAUGAAAAGUGUAACUGCUGCUGUUCAACUUUCCAAAGUCAUUCGCUCUGAUUGUUUUCAAAGUCUCAAAAGAGACGGCUUGAGGAGAAGUAUGGCAACAUUUGUCAUGAUGUAUAUUGUAACUAUUAAAUGAACAAAUGGUUGAUAAAUCAUUACUUUUAUGAAAAAUGUCA
Molecule: messenger RNA, 2589 nt
Organism: Gasterosteus aculeatus aculeatus (three-spined stickleback)
Lineage: Eukaryota; Metazoa; Chordata; Actinopteri; Perciformes; Gasterosteidae
Source: RefSeq, a predicted model, not a curated record